AUGCCAUCAAUAUAUAUACAAUCGUAUUUAAAAAAAAGAAUCGAUGGUUCACUCAUAGUUGCAGAAAAAUUGCUUGCUUCUCAUAAAAUAACUUCUAUAUUUGUACAUAAGAGAGUAUUAAUAAACUCCAAACACAACUACGUAUGCCAUUCAUGUGACGUUAAAGAUUUAACAGAAUUAUUUAUUCCAGCAAAAUCAAUAACAAAUGAACAAUUGUCAACGUAUUGUGAAACUUUAUCAUAUUUAGCAACAGAUUUUAAACAUGCAUUGCAUUCAGAUAUUCAUCGUAUAUCUUAUGAUUUAUUGAAUAAUGAACAAUGUGAAUCAUUUAGUGGAUUAACAAAACAGCAGAUGCAACAAUUAGCAACAGAAUAUAAUUUAAAUGAGGAAAAUAUUUUCUUAUUUUACACAAAGUGUAAUACUGAUAAUAGUGAUCUUCUUCUUAGUGAAGUAUUUGGCAUUUCUCAACGAUCUGUUUCUCGUCACUUUAAUCAGUCUAUUGAAGAUCUUUUUAAUAGUUUAUUUAUGGAUCAAAUGGGUCCCACCACAUGGGACAGAAAAAAAGUCGAUAUAUAUACACCAAUGUUUGCAAAAGAAUUAUUGCAAGUCGGUGUUAACAAUGUUAUAGUCUCUAUGGAUGGCUUUCCCAUAUACAUUGAAAAAUCUGAUGGCACAUUUGUUGGAAUACAAGGUGGUUAUUGUGCAACUGGUCAUAAUAAUGAAGAAAGCAUCAUAAGCUCAUUAACAAAUAAUAAUUAUGCAACUGAUAAUGAUGAUCAUGAUAAUAUUUAUUACAAUCAUAUGGCUCAAACUUUUUUUCAAAAAGAAUUUAAAAAAUAA
Messenger RNA from Rotaria sp. Silwood2, 840 nucleotides. The record is from the annotation of a GenBank genome assembly. Lineage: Eukaryota; Metazoa; Rotifera; Eurotatoria; Philodinida; Philodinidae.